Molecule: messenger RNA, 546 nt
Organism: Hyaloscypha bicolor E
Lineage: Eukaryota; Fungi; Ascomycota; Leotiomycetes; Helotiales; Hyaloscyphaceae
Exons: 1
Coding region: 1-546 (181 amino acids)
Source: RefSeq, a predicted model, not a curated record
AUGCAGUUAUUUACUACUAGUAAAGGAGCCUGCGUUUUUGAGAAGGUUGAGGAGGUAUGGGAACGAUUUAUCUUUUAUAAUUAUCCAGGGCCAGUAGUUCUAGCUAGAGACUUUACUGCCGGAUUAGUGGUAUCUAUUGCUCGAUCAGCUGCCAAAAAGAAGGAGAAAGCGCUCAAAGCUAGGGAGAAUUAUACUAUAAAGGGCAAAGGGAGAGCAGACGAUUUUGGUGAUCCUAAUGGCGAUGAUUUUGAUAGUAUUGGAGGGAUUGGUGGGGAUCGCGGGGUUAACGCUGGAAGCCCUCAAUUCCAACCAUACGAGCCUGACUCUCAAAUAAUCAUCGCAGAUUAUAUUACUGACGUCGAGGAAUUGAUUCCACUAUCAAAUGGCCAUAUUAUGGUGCUCCAGCAUUAUCAAAAGCAUGCGGUUAAUGCGAUUAAGGCCAGACUAAUCAGAAAAGGCUACCCAAAAGCAUUACGUAAAGCUGCGCUAAACCUAAUAUGGAACUGGGUGAAAGCUCCUAAUAUCGAAGCUCUGGAAAUAGUAUGA